GGUGUACAUUUAUACCAUGACAAUAAGAAAUACUUUGGACUGUCAGAAUUCAUUGAGUCCACCCUCUCUGGACAUAGUAUUCCACUGCUUCGGUACGACAGCUCUUUUGAAGCAAUGGUCAUGGCUUUGGGAAAGAGGUUCCCCAGAUUACACAGUGCAGUGAUUAGGACUUUUGUCCUCAUACAACACUACUCUGCAGCUAUGAUGGCAGUGUGUGGUCUUUCUCAGAUGAAGAAUUACACCUCAGUUGAAACUCUGGAAAUCACCCAAAACCUAAUAAACUCUUCACGACAGUGUCCUAGUGGUCAUGGCCUCAUGGUAGUGUUGAGAAUUCCGUGUACUCCGCUGGCUGCAGUGGCAUAUGAACGUCUGUAUAAUGUAAGGGAGAGACUAGCCCUUGAAGAUAACUUUGAAAUAAUCUUGGGAAAUCCUAAUUCUGGAAUCACAAUAGGGAAGCACUUUGUGGAGCAACUAAAGGUCUGGCAGAAAAUUGAGGAUGUAGAUUGGAGGCCACAGACCUAUUUGGAAUUGGAAGGUUUGCCUUGUAUAUUGAUAUUUAGUGGUAUGGAUCCACAAGGGGAGUCUUUGCCACGAUCUCUGAGAUACUGUGACCUACGUUUAAUAAAUUCAUCUUCUUUGGUAAGGACAACCUUGGAGCAAGAACUUGGUUUGGCAGCAUACUUUGUGAGCUCAGAAAUUCACACAGAGAAAACAGUUGUGAAUGAUGUGUUAGAAAGUGAUCCAGAGAAACUAAGCAGCACUGAUAAUGAAGAUGAAGAAAUAGCAACAGAAGGUUCUACUUCAGAAAAGAGAAGUCCUAUGAAAAGAGAAAGAUCUCGUUCCCAUGACUCUGCAUCUUCAUCUCUCUCUUCAAAAGCUUCUGUUACAGCAUUCUGCAGUGAGUCAUCUCCUCCUUUAAUAGCAGCAGGGGAUACAGCAAAAUCCCCCCACCAAGUCCUCAGCAACAGCGCUGAAGAAACUACAAGUAACUAUGAAAGGCAGAAGCAGAAAGUAGAUAAGGGGGCACAAACAACAGUCAGCAAACACUUGCCACCGGUAACUGAACAGCUGGAUAUGAAACAAAACAUUAAAAGUGCCCAGAUUACCAUCACCUCAUCAUCUUCCUCACCUUUCUCCUCCCCUUCUUCCUCCUCUGCACCUACUCAUAACUCCUUCAUCCUGCAGACCUCUCAAUGCUUCAUGACCAAAGCAUCAAAACAGCCUCCUAUAGUUUUCCUGCCUAAGCUGGUUUAUGACAUUAUUACUUCUACUGACAGCAGUGGACUUCCCAAAUCAUCUUCCCUCUUGCCUUAUCAUUCUGUUAUGUGGGCAAGUUCUUUUCGUCCUCUUAUGAGUAAGAUGAUGACUUGCACAGAGCAGUCCCUAUACUACCGCCAGUGGACGGUUCCCAAGCCAAUCCAUAUGGACUACAACAAUAGAAACGAGGGCAGGAUGGACACCUUUCACCCAAGGAGGUUGCUGCUGAGUGGGCCACCACAGAUAGGGAAAACAGGUGCCUAUCUGCAGUUCCUCAGUAUUUUGUCUCGAAUGCUGAUUAGACUGACAGAAGUGGAUGUUUAUGAUGAGGAGGAAAUCAACAAUAACAUAAAAGAAGAAUCUGAUCAAUACUACCAUCAGCCUGGAGAUACGUGGCCAGAUUUGGAGACAUUUAAGAAGAUGUCUUUUGACUACACUAUCCAUGACCCGAAAUACGAAGAUGCAAGUCUGGUUUGUUCAAAGCUUCAGACUACAAACAAUGAAGACAGAUCAAUGAGCAGGAGACAGGAGGAUAUGUACACACGCCGUCAAACAACUAGGAUGCGAUUGUCCAAGUAUGCAGCUUAUAACACCUACCAUCACUGUGAACAGUGUCAUCAGUAUAUGGGUUUCAAUCCCAGGUACCAGCUUUAUGAGUCCACUCUGCAUGCAUUUGCCUUUUCCUAUUCUAUGCUGGGAGAAGAGAUCCAGCUGCAUUUUAUCAUUCCAAAGUCAAAGGAGCAUCAUUUUGUCUUUAGCCAACCAGGAAGACAGCUGGAAAGCAUGAGGCUACCACUAGUCACAGAUAAGAGUGAAGAUUACAUCAAAAGCCCCACUUUUACUCCCACCACUGGUCGUCAUGAACAUGGACUUUUCAAUUUAUAUCAUGCAAUGGAUGGAGCCAGUCAUUUGCAUGUUUUAGUUGUCAAGGAAUAUGAAAUGGCCAUAUACAAGAAGUAUUGGCCUAACCACAUCAUGCUUGUUCUUCCAAGCAUUUUCAACAGUGCAGGAGUAGGUGCUGCACACUUCCUGAUAAAAGAGUUGUCUUAUCAUAACUUGGAGCUUGAACGAAAUCGCCAGGAGGAGCUGGGGAUAAAACCCCAGGAUAUUUGGCCUUUCAUUGUCAUUUCAGAUGACUCCUGUGUUAUGUGGAAUGCAGUAGAAGUUGAUUGUUCAGGAGACAGGAAAAGUGACUAUACAUGGACUGAAAGGAAUGUUUCCUUGAAGCAAAUUCUGCAGCAUAUUGAAGCAACUCCCAAUGUCACUCACUAUGCUUUAAUUGGGAUGAGGAAAUGGUCCAGUAAAACAAACAGUGCUGAGAUCAAGGAACCAUUCUCCUGCUGCCAUGUGCAUGAUUUCAUUAUGCUGAAUGUCGAUCUGACACAGAAUGUACAGUACAAUCAGAACAGAUUUACGUGUGACGAUGUUGACUUCAACUUGCGCGUCCACAGCGCUGGUCUUCUCAUCUGCAGGUUCAAUCACUUCAGUGUCAUGAAAAAACAAAUUACAGUAGGAGGACAGCGAUCCUUCCACAUUAAGUCUAAGGUAUCUGACACUCCAGUUUCAAUCUCCCCUGCUCAGUACAUUUGUGCUCCUGACAGCAAGCAUACUUUCUUGGCAGCACCUGCUCAGUUACUCCUUGAAAAAUACCUCCACUAUCACAGCCAUCGCUUCUUCCCUCUCUCACUGAAGAAUUACAGCCAUCCAGUGCUCUCUGUGGACUGUUACCUUAACUUAGGACCACAGAUUGCAGUUUGCUACGUGAGUUCUCGGCCUCACUCUCUGAAUAUCAGUUCCUCUGGUUUGACAUUCAGUGGUCUCCUGCUAUACCUGUGUGACUCCUUUGUUGUAGCUAGCUUUUUGAAGAAGUUUCAUUUUCUUAAAGGUGCCACCCUAUGUGUGAUUUGUCAAGAUCGCAACUCUCUUCGCCAGACUGUUGUCCGGCUAGAGCUGGAAGAUGAAUGGCAGUUCCGACUGCGGGAUGAAUUCCAGACUGCCAAUGCAAAAGAGGACAGACCCCUCUUCCUCCUGACUGGACGACAUAUUUAAUUGAAAAGAGACACAUUUUCUGAACGAGACAAGAGACUGCCACCAUUUCAUGAAAUGACUUUUGAGAGGCUUUGCUUUCUGAAGAGAAACAGGAUUGUUUUCCAUUGUUUAUUA
This is a messenger RNA of Mesitornis unicolor (brown roatelo), 3420 nucleotides long. RefSeq names its product growth regulation by estrogen in breast cancer 1 (gene GREB1). The transcript is spliced from 17 exons. Gene Ontology annotation, biological process: multicellular organism development. NCBI's taxonomy places the organism in Eukaryota, Metazoa, Chordata, Aves, Mesitornithiformes, Mesitornithidae. The annotation marks the transcript as partial. The record is from RefSeq and is a predicted model, not a curated record.